AUGGAGGGUGCCCUUACAGAGUAUUUUGCAUUUGCAGACACUGCAUAUGAGGAUCCUCUGAAAUGGACAGUGAUCAACACUUAUACGAAUGCCGAAAAAUUGUUAGCAGCAGCCGAAGAAUUAGCUCGAAGUGGCGAAUGUGAUGCCCAACAAGUCUGUUCUGUAGCCAGACAAUUAGAACAAAGAGUUACUGCAUUUGCCAACAGGGUAGAACAGAGGAGGAGACGAUUGGAUUUGGCUGUUCUGUUCUACACACACGAAAAAGAGUUAUCAACUUGGGUGGAUGAGCUUCGUGCAGAUUUGUGCAGUGAAGACGAUGGUCAGAUUCCAGGAGGUGACACGUGGGAAGGGGCCGAACGCCUGUUAGAGCAGUGCGCGCAGCAUCGGGCCGCGGCCCUUGAGGCUUGUUCCAACACAAUAGCACAGGGAGAGGCACUUUUGCAAGAGAUCAG
Messenger RNA from Ctenocephalides felis (cat flea), 452 nucleotides. Its product is annotated as kalirin-like. Lineage: Eukaryota; Metazoa; Arthropoda; Insecta; Siphonaptera; Pulicidae. The record is from RefSeq and is a predicted model, not a curated record. The annotation marks the transcript as partial. The transcript has 3 exons.